Molecule: messenger RNA, 9715 nt
Organism: Limulus polyphemus (Atlantic horseshoe crab)
Lineage: Eukaryota; Metazoa; Arthropoda; Merostomata; Xiphosura; Limulidae
Product: papilin-like
Exons: 37
Coding region: 300-8009 (2569 amino acids)
Biological process (GO): extracellular matrix organization
Cellular component (GO): extracellular matrix; extracellular region
Molecular function (GO): metalloendopeptidase activity; serine-type endopeptidase inhibitor activity
Source: RefSeq, a predicted model, not a curated record
CGUUGCUGAGAGUGGAGCUGAGGUUGAUUGGUUCAAUAACUGCGACUCAUACUUUCACUUUUCCUUCCUCAACUCUACUGAUCCGUUCAUAGUUCCCGUGGAACAGCUAGCUAAACGUCGAUCUUCCCCACUCCCUCAAACCAGCUAUUGUAUCACGUUUUAUCUCUACUCGAGGUGAUUCCAUUAUUCAGAAAUAAAGAAUUGUUUAUCCCACCUACAGAAAGCUGGAAACACGUGGGGUGAGGUGCGUGGAGACGUUGUCAAGCACACGGCACGUGACUACAACAAAGUGACUUGAAAUGGCACGCACAGUUGUCAGUUUUAGAUCUCUGGCGGUGGCUUUAGGCGUAAUUCUUCUUGUCCCAAAUCUCGACGCUCGACACCGAUUCCGACACGGGCACCAUAGAGGUCAUCACAGUUUCUUCAGUCCACAAAAUAUCAGUGUGGGCCUCGAGACUCCUGCUGAAGAGUCUGGACCAUGGGGUCCUUGGUCCGAGAGUAGUCUGUGUUCUCGAAGUUGUGGGGGUGGGGUCGCCUUUCAACUCAGAACUUGCACAGACCUGAGUAUUACAGGCACUCACUCCUGUGUGGGACCGUCGAAACGAUUCUUCAGCUGCAAUAUACAGGAUUGUCCAGAAGGGUCUCGCAAUUUUCGUGAGGAACAAUGUUCCAGUUUUAACUCACUUCCAUUUGAAAACAAGUACUACACCUGGGUUCCGUAUUUCAAAGAAUCUAGUCCGUGCGAGCUCAACUGCAAACCAGAAGGAGAGCGAUUUUAUUAUCGUUAUGGCAGAAAGGUCAUUGAUGGCACCCCCUGCUAUAACGACGGAUCGCGGGAUAUAUGUGUGGAUGGAUUGUGUAUGCCAGUUGGGUGUGACAAAAUUCUCGGAUCGAAAGCUAAAGAAGACAAAUGCCGAAAAUGUGGAGGAGACGGAAGCAGUUGUAGAACAGUGGAAGGAUUCGUCAGUAACGAUAACUUACGAGUAGGUUAUAAUGACAUCAUUCUUAUUCCGAUGGGUUCAACUAACAUCAAAGUAAGAGAGAAGAAGCCAACAAACAAUUAUCUAGCGGUUCGAAACAUGACUGGUCAGUUUUAUCUCAAUGGAAACUGGAAAAUAGUGUUUCCCAGCAGACUGAAAUUUGCCGGAACAGUGUUUCAUUACGAACGUAAAUCCUUUGGGUACCUCUCCCCAGAAUAUUUGUGGGCACAUGGCCCAACCACGGAACCAAUUUUUAUUGUGCUGUUAUACCAAGAGAAAAAUCCUGGUAUCUCUUAUGAAUAUUCUGUACCGAGAGAUGUGAGCAACCCCCACACCGAUACAUAUUCCUGGACUUUCGAGGACUUUGGCCCCUGUUCUAGAACUUGCGGUGGAGGUAUUCAGAUAGGAUCAGUCAAGUGUGUUCGGAAUAACGGGUUGGAAACAGUCCCGGAAUUUUUAUGUGACCCACUUUUGAAACCUGUUACCAAUCGCACAUGUAAUAAAGAGGCGUGUCCUGCAAAUUGGUUUGUAGAAAAACAAGGUAAUUGCUCCAGACCAUGUGGAAUAGGCGUGCAGUUUCGUGUUGUUUAUUGUCAACAACUUACACUAAAUGGAGUUAUCCUCGUUCCUGACGAUAAAUGUGAACAGGAAGUGGGUGCUAAACCUAGUUAUUUUCAACAAUGCACGACUGGAAAAAAAUGUCCAGUGUGGAAUGCUGGACCUUGGACUGCGUGCAAUAAAAUCUGUGGAAAUGGCACUCAGACCAGAUCAGUAACAUGCCAAAGAAACAAAGAAGUACUGGAAGAUUCUCAGUGUGAUUCUGAUAGCCGACCAAUCUCCAGCCAGCCUUGCAAUCUGGGGCCAUGUGAAGGUGUGGAGUGGAUUCUUUCAGAAUGGAGUGGGUGUGACCAAUCUUGUGGACUAACAUUGGAGUCUCGUGAAGCUCACUGUGCUAAUCACAAAGGUAAAGUUUUCCCUGAUGAAAUGUGUGACAAAAAUAAACUCUCUGAACUUAGUCGCCCUUGCACUGAUUCUCCACCAUGUGACUCUCUGUGGUUUGCUUCAGAGUGGAGUCAAUGCUCUGCUAAAUGUGGAGUAGGGGCUCAGAGUCGAACUGUUUUCUGUGGCUACUGGAAAGAUGAUGUUGUAGUUAAAGCUCCUGAAAACCAAUGUAACCUUAUGAACAAAUAUGCAACAACUCGCAACUGUACAGGACCACCAUGCAAAGCACUUUGGUUUACUGGACCAUGGAAUAGGUGUUCUGUACCUUGUGGUGGUGGAUAUCGAACCAGGAGGAUACUCUGCAUUAGUGAAGAAGACAUUGUUUCUUCCAAGAACUGUGAUGCAGGACUGCGACCUUAUGAUAAAGAACCUUGCAAGAUGCAUCCCUGUGAUGAAGAUGAGAUUAUAAUGACUGGAGGUUGCAGGAAGACCAAACAUGGCUGCUGUCCUGAUGGAGUUACCCCAGCUGGACCAAACUUUUCAAGUUGCCCUAAACUUUCUCUUCCUGAAGGUGGUUGUGAAACAACUGAAUUUGGUUGUUGUAAAGAUGGUAUAACUCCUGCUCUUGGACCUUUUAAGGAAGGUUGUCAAAUAGUGAACACUUGUAAUGGAACAAAGUUUGGCUGUUGUCCUGAUGGACUAACACCUGCCAAAAGUGAAAGAGGAAAAGGUUGUCCAGGUACUGAAGGAUGCAAGGAUUCAGUGUUUGGAUGUUGCCAUGAUGGUCAGACACCUGCAUCAGAUGAAACUCACUCAGGAUGCCCUAAUAAGACAAAAUGCCAAGAUUCUUUUUAUGGUUGCUGCCCAGAUGGAGUAACAUUUGCUAAAGAUAGAAAUCUCACUGGUUGUAAAGAAGCUCAAUUUAUUGAAUGCCAAAUGUCAGACUAUGGGUGUUGUCCAGAUAACAUUACCAGUGCUCUAGGUCCUAAUUUUAUUGGAUGUGAUAACCUUCCUUCAGAUGAGAUGUGUGACAUUUCCCCCUAUGGUUGUUGUCCGGAUGGUAUAACUCUAGCAUCAGGAACUGGGAAUGAAGGCUGUCCAGAAAUUGACACUCCCAUGAGUGUACUUGAUGAUAUAGAAGGAUCUGGUGAUUGUGAAGGAACUGAAUAUGGAUGUUGCUCCGAUGGCAUAACAAUAGCACAAGGACCAGGGUUUGAUGGAUGUGAUGAUAUUCAAGGGAGUGGGGAACCAGAGGCAUGUGUAGAUAGCUUGUAUGGGUGCUGUCCUGACAAUGUGACCACAGCUAAAGGACCAAAUCAAGAUGGUUGUCUGAAGUUAAAUGUUACAGAAAGUCCCAUUGUAUGCAUGGAAACACAGUUUGGUUGUUGCUCUGACAAUAUAACGAUAGCUGAGGGACCAGAUGGAGAAGGUUGUAAAGACUUGAACAUCACAGUUGCCCCUGUCAGUUGUACAGAAACUGUAUUUGGUUGUUGUCCUGAUAAUGUUACAACUGCUGAGGGACCAGAUGGAGAAGGUUGUGAAGAACUGAACAUUACAGUUGCCACUAUCAGGUGUACAGAAACUGUAUUUGGUUGUUGUCCUGAUAAUGUUACAACUGCUGAGGGCCCAGAUGGAGAAGGAUGUAAAGAAUUGAACAUGACAGUUGCCCUUGUCAGUUGUAUAGAAACUGUAUUUGGAUGUUGUCCUGAUAAUGUUACAACUGCUGAGGGACCAGAUGGAGAAGGUUGUGAGGAGUUGAACAUUACAGUAGGCCCUGUCAGUUGCACAGAAACUGUAUUUGGUUGUUGUCCUGAUAAUAUAUCAUCAGCAACAGGUCCUGAUAUGGAGGGUUGUGAAGUUUUGAAGCCUACAGAAUUUGACUUUCUUUGUUUAUUCUCCACAUUUGGAUGUUGUCCUGAUGGUUUCACUUUUGCUGAAGGUCCAGAGAACCAAGGGUGUUGUCUAGUAACUGAAUACGGCUGUUGCCAAGAUGAUAUUACACCUGCACAGGGACCAGCUUUAGAAGGCUGUGAAAAAGUGGACCAUACUGAACAACCAGACAAAGGGAUUAUAUCAGACUGUUCAACACUUCCAUUUGGUUGCUGCUCUGAUGGCAUUUCUCCUUCUCAAGGACCAAAUAAUGAAGGCUGUUGUUUCACAUCCCAGUUUGGAUGUUGUCCAGAUAAUUUCACUGCUGCUACAGGACCAGAAAACCUUGGUUGUGGCUGUCACACUUUCCCUCAAGGAUGUUGCCCAGAUAAUCUCACUUUUGCAAUGGGACCAGAAAACCUUGGUUGUGGCUGCCAUACAUUUCCUUAUGGAUGUUGUCCUGAUGAAUUAACUCCAGCAUCAGGCCCUAGGUACAUUGGAUGUACUUGUAAAGAAUAUCCCUUUGGAUGCUGCCAGGAUGGUUACUUUCCAGCUAGUGGUUCAAACUUUGAAGGUUGUGUAUGUGAUAACUUACGGUACGGUUGCUGUGAUGAUGGUGUCACUCCAGCCACUGGACCUGAUAAAGAAGGUUGUGGCUGUGAUAACCUACUGUAUGGUUGCUGUGUUGAUGGUGUCACUCCAGCCACUGGACCUGAUGAAGAAGGUUGUGGCUGUGAUAAUCUACUGUAUGGUUGCUGUGAUGAUGGUGUCACUCCAGCCACUGGACCUGAUAAAGAAGGUUGUGGUUGUCAAACCACUGAGUAUGGAUGCUGUCCUGAUAACACAAGUGUUGCUACUGGUACUCAAUAUCAGGGUUGUGCUUGUGACCUCCUACAAUAUGGAUGCUGUCCAGAUAGAAAAACUCCAGCUGAAGGACCAAAUUAUCAAGGUUGUGCUUGUUCUACAAUGCCUUAUGGAUGCUGUUCAGAUGGUAUAACAGUGGCUAAAGGACCAAAUUAUGAAGGUUGUUCCUGUGUGGACACACUGUUUGGUUGUUGUCCUGAUGGUACACUCAUAGCCAGUGGACCUAAUUUUGAAGGAUGCCCCAAAAGUCCCAGAAUUGACCCUGAAGUCACUGGAGGAGUUUGCAAGCUACCUAAGGAGCUUGGACCAUGCCGUGAUUACACUGUUAAGUGGUUCUUUGACAUGGAAUAUGGUGGGUGCUCCAGGUUCUGGUUUGGGGGAUGUGAGGGCAAUGGAAAUCGAUUCAAUUCAGAAGAAGACUGUAAAAAGAUUUGUGUUGAUCCAAAAGGAGCAGAUGCCUGCACUUUACCCAAAGUUCAAGGGUCAUGUGAUGCUCCAUAUAAAGCAUGGUAUUUCAACGUAGAAACAAGGCAGUGUGAAGCAUUUAACUACAGUGGUUGCCUUGGUAACAAUAACAGAUACAUUAGUAGGGAAAUUUGCGAAGAAACAUGUAUCACUCAGGAUUUUCUUGAUGUUUGUGAGCAGCCUUUAGUUGUUGGACCAUGUAGGGGUUCUUUCUCACGAUGGUACUAUGAUAGGUUUGAUGGUCGAUGUAAACAGUUCACAUAUGGAGGAUGCAAAGGAAAUGAAAAUAACUUUGUAACUGAAAGUCAGUGUCAACAAAGAUGUUCUACACUUGGUGCCAAAGAAAUUUGUGUACUGCCUAAAGCAGAAGGCCCAUGCCGUGGGAAGUUGGUUCGUUGGUAUUAUGAUUUCAUGUCAGAACAAUGUAAAGAGUUUUCUUACAGCGGUUGUCAGGGCAACCGAAAUCGCUUUCCUAGCAGAGAACAGUGUGAAAACAUCUGUAAUGUAACAAAAAUAUCAGUUUCCAGCGAUAUCUGCUCCUUAACCAAGUCUUCUGGACCUUGUGGAGCAUUCUUGAUUUACUGGUACUUCAACUCUCAAACUCGCCGUUGUGAACAGUUUUAUUAUGGAGGGUGCGAGGGAAAUGCUAAUCGGUUUGAGAAUAGACGAGAUUGUGAACACACUUGUUUAGCUUCUGGUGGGAGAGAUGUAUGUAUAUUGCCCAAAGAGAUUGGUAACUGUUAUGAAUUUGAAGAUCGGUGGUUCUAUGAUGCAGAAGAAGGUGAAUGCCGUAGAUUCUAUUACAGUGGCUGUGGUGGAAACAAUAAUAAUUUUGAAUCUUUAUUGAAAUGCCAAGAAAGGUGUGGAAAACCAACUGUUACAGAACUUCCACCUGAGAAAUUCAGAACUGAGUUUUGCUUCUUGGAUCAAGAUUCAGGGCCAUGCUCAGAGGUGGAGCUCAGGUUUUUCUAUGAUAAAAAUGAUGGAGUGUGUAAGGAGUUUCGAUAUGGUGGUUGUCAAGGCAAUGAAAAUAAUUAUAGAACUAGGUCUGAAUGUGAAAGUAAAUGUGGAAACUCUCAGAAUAUUUGCCUACUUCCAAAAAUAAAAGGACCAUGUCAAGGAGUUUUCUCACAGUGGUAUUAUGACAGUAGGUCUGAUCAGUGCUUUGAAUUUACAUAUGGUGGAUGUGAAGGAAAUUCCAAUAGGUUUAACAGCCGAGAGAGCUGUGAAGACAGUUGUAAACAACACACUUCUCAACCAACUCUUCCCACAACACUUCCUGUGCAACCAGAAACGACUACCAAAGCUGUCACAAUAAAAAUGGAUCUCCCCAAAGAUGUGUGUGCUCAGCCUCGUGAUAAGGGAUCUUGCAGAGACUUCAUUCCACAGUGGUACUAUGAUGCUAGAAACAACAUCUGCAAACGAUUCAUAUAUGGAGGUUGUGAAGGAAAUAACAAUCGCUUUAAAGACCGAAGUGAUUGUGAACUUCGCUGUGUGAAAAAGCCAAUAGAAGAAAAACCUUUCCCAGAAAAACCUACUGCAAUUACCAAUGCAGAUGUCUGUUCAUUGUCUGUUGAUCCUGGGACCUGUGAUGAAUCUUUACCUCGUUGGUUUUUUGACCCAAAAAGUCAACAGUGUUUGCCUUUUGUUUAUAGUGGUUGUGAAGGGAACAAAAACCGCUUCAAAUCAUAUCACUUUUGUAUGAAAUUUUGCACUGGAAGUGCUCCGGUUCCGGAUGAUGACACAACUGUCAGUAAAGAACAUGAUUCGUCCACAACUCUGCAAUCAAAUGAACUUGGCUGUCCUACCACAAACUGUGGUCAGCUCCAGUGUCCAUAUGGAAUAGAUGAAUAUCAUGAUCAACAAGGCUGCACCUUCUGUCGGUGCUUCAACCCUUGCCAGGUACAUAGCUGUGAAGAAGGUGAACGCUGUGUUGUUAGAGUUUAUUACAAUGAAAAUGAUGAUCUCAGUCCAAAAGCUGUCUGCCGAAAAAUGCUUAAGCCUGGUGAGUGUCCACAUUCAGAUAGUUUCCUGUCAGAUGAACCAUUCAAGAUAUUCAGAGGAGACUGCAGGAAUUACUGUCAUGAUGAUGCAGACUGUCUUGGUGACAACAAGUGUUGCUUUAAUGGAUGUGCCAACAUCUGUGUAGAACCAGUCUUAACAACAACAGCUAUUCCAACCACAACAGAACCACCACCUCGAGAAGAAAUCGUGAAAUCAGGAUUUCCAGUUGUCCUAAGUUGCUUGGACCAAAGUGUAGUGACUUCUGUUGUGCAGUGGACAAAGGACAACCUACCAGUAGAUUUUAUAACAGAGAGAUUACAACUUCUUUCAAAUGGAUCUCUCCAAAUCAACUCUGCGAAAAUUGAAGAUACAGGGUUGUAUAAAUGUAAAUCACCAAUUGAACAGGAUGGUCAUUUGUUUCAUUCAAUCAAUCUGAUUGUUCAAGAAAGUGUCAAUGUUACGGUAAGUAUUGCUUCAAGAGAAUAUAAAACAGGUUCUCUUCUUCAAUUAGACUGCAAAAUUAUAGGUGCAGAAGAUGCUUCUGUCAGGUGGACCUUUGGUAGCGACAAUACUCCAAUACAGAGUAACCAUCAGUUACAGAUUCUCAGCAACUACUCCUUGCUUAUUUCAAGUGCUCAACAUAGUGACAGUGGAACAUACAGUUGUAUCGCAACCACCAAAUACAGUGAAACUUCCGAUUCUAUCUCUGUCAUCAUUGAAGAUGUCUAUGUACCACCAGAAUGUACUGAUGAUCCCCAGUUUUCCAGCUGUGAAAUAAUAGUUCAGGCUAAGUACUGUACAAACCCUUAUUACGGCAAGUACUGCUGUCGGUCAUGUCGACUGUCAGGACAACUUCCAGCCAAGUUUACCUCACUUUAUGUAUAACUUCCAUCUGAAUGAUGUUAAGCCUUUUUAUUACAUUUGCUGGAUUUACUUUCCCUUGCAUUUUGACAGAGCUUCUCGACACUUCCUGUUUAGCUUGAUGUAAGUGCCUUAGGUAGAAAGUGUUUGGCUGUCAGACCUGUUGCAUGUGUAAAGCAGAUCCAAGCUUUGAAUACAUGCUGCAUAAAGAUAAGAACAUAAUGGUCAGAAUUUGGAAAUGGUAGAUUGAUAUUUAGCUUUUAAAACAAAUAUAAGUAAACAAUAAGUUUGGUCAACUCGAUUUCAUAUAGAAAAGGACCACCACUUCUGAAGUUCUUUGAAUCACAAACACUGAAAAAUUGCAGCUUAAAAAGGAAACAAUUUCAUGUUUAGAUAAUUUGUUAUUUUGGCUACCUACAUAUAUGUUUUGUCCAAGAUUUUGCCUAUACAUGGAUUUGUUAAUAUAUAUAUUAGUUUCUUAGUUUUUUAAUCUUGUUUACCUUUUUACUUCCACUCCACUUGAGUGCCAUAUUUUUUUACACACAAAUCACUAAAUGAGGUAUUUGCUACCAGAGGUGUUUUUCAGUCAGUAACUUUUCCUUGCUGUUUUUGAAGGCUCAUGUACUGUAAGAAUGUGCUUUUUUAAAUUAUUUGUUUGAUUUUAUGCCACAGGAAUGAAUAUAUUUUGUUUAGUGGUUUGAUAUAUAGUUGUCAAAAGUCUUUUAAAUGAUUUGCACUUUGUCAUUAUAAUUUUUAUAUCUUUAAAACUACUUACAUGCAUAUUUUCUGUUGUUCAUGCUAGAAUUGUUUAUUUGUUGAGCAUGAAUCCACAGUUUCAUAAAGAAAGGUUGCCAUGGCAUGUCAGAACACUCCCCUCCCAAAAUAAAAGUAUUCUUUGGUUGGUGUUUCUAAAUGUAUGUCUUUAUGCAAUUUUAUGGGGUGAUAUUGUACUUGUGGCUCUGAAUAUGUUCAGUGUUGUGUAAUUUCUAAUAAACUUUUUGCUGUUAUAACAGGUUAGAUAUGCAAGUAAUAAGUAGUCUCUUUUUACAGUUUGAAAUUGUUUGUAUUGUCAUCAUUGGUUUUAUAAUCUUAAGCAUGGACAUGGACUUUUUUAAAACAAAUGAAAUAAGGCACCGAGUCUGAUUUUCUGAUGUCACAUUCAUAAUCAUAUUUUUGAGAAAGGCUGUUGAGUAAAUAAUUUAAUACUUGAAGUAUGGAUUUAUUUCUUUAUUUAUUACCCAAACAUGUUAUGUUUUUUUUUACAUCAUACUUUUUUUCUUUAAAAAAGAAUUCCAAAAAUGAGGAUUCAUAGCUAAGCCUAAGUUAUUAAAAUAAAACACCUUUUAGGGCCACAUCCAUUAUUAUCUCAACCAUUACAGGUAAAAUGUCAGCUGAAAUGUAAUGGCUAUACAACACAUUACCUCAGCAUGAUCUACAAUGUGAACUCAUGAACAGACUGAAAUAAUUUUAGCAUGGACUUUCAGAAAACUCAUCAGUAAUAUAUCACUUACUAAAUGAAAACUUUAAAUUAGAAAGGCAAAUAAAAUAUGUUUAGAUACUCAAUUAAAAAGUCGUGCUGAACCAACGCCAUCAUAUAAUGUUAUUUCAUAGUUAGUAAGAAGUGUUUUUUCAAUUUGCUUCUUCUUAUAGUAGCCAGUAUUGUCUAAGUAUUGUGUACUGUAUCCUGUGUGGACCAACUCUAGAAAGUAAUAAAUUAUUUUAUUGACUUA